This is a messenger RNA of Camelina sativa (false flax), 702 nucleotides long. Its product is annotated as pectinesterase inhibitor-like. Gene Ontology annotation, biological process: negative regulation of catalytic activity. The record is from RefSeq and is a predicted model, not a curated record. Gene Ontology annotation, molecular function: enzyme inhibitor activity. NCBI's taxonomy places the organism in Eukaryota, Viridiplantae, Streptophyta, Magnoliopsida, Brassicales, Brassicaceae.
UUCCAUACCUAUUUAUGGUAGUCUGAAGACUAAAAAACUUUCUUUCGUCUGCUCAAACAAAAUAUAUAUGUCUUCUGACCCCAUGAAGUCAACCUUGAAACUAGAAACGAUUCACUAACAGUUCGUUUGUAGCAAUCAAAACACAGAUUAAAAAAUGAAUAAUUUCAUGAAAUUAUUUGCUGUUUUCCUCGUGUUUAUCCAAGUAGCUUUCUCUCAAGCAAUUCAGUCUAAUCCGGUAUCGGUAUCUGUCGCUGAACAGCAACUCUGCAAAAAAACCCGUUAUCAAGCACUAUGCAUCUCUACUCUAAAUCUUGAUCCUAGAAGCAGAACCUCAGAUGUCCAAGAAUUCGCGUGGAUUGCUGUCGAUGCGACGACAAAGAAAGUCAAGGAGAUGCAACAAUAUCUUAUCUCCGUCCUAAGAAAAAUCAGUCUCCGUGAAGACUUUGAGAGAUACGGAACUUGCAUUGAGGAGUACGGUGCGGCCAUUGAUAGGUUUUUACCUGCGGUGGUGGCUGAUCUAAAGGCAAAAAAAUAUUCUGAAGCUAUGUCUGAAAUGAACGAGGUUGUGUCGAAGCCGGGUUAUUGUGAGGAUCAGUUCGCCAGGAAAUCGCCUUUAACCGGACGUAACAAAGCCGUCCAUGAUAUCGCUGAUAUGACUACCGAUAUUAUCAAAGCGAUAUCUACUAAUUAAAUUGUUUUAAA